Malaclemys terrapin pileata is the source of this 828-nucleotide messenger RNA. Its product is annotated as natural cytotoxicity triggering receptor 3-like. Gene Ontology annotation, biological process: positive regulation of natural killer cell mediated cytotoxicity; immune response-activating cell surface receptor signaling pathway; natural killer cell activation. Bases 1 to 828 code for a protein of 275 amino acids. NCBI's taxonomy places the organism in Eukaryota, Metazoa, Chordata, Testudines, Emydidae. The record is from RefSeq and is a predicted model, not a curated record. The transcript has 6 exons.
AUGUCUCAGCCAGCGGAGAUAAGUCAUCCAAGAAAAUAUGACUUCCCGGAGGUAAAGGGAGAUGGGGGGCGGCUCCGGGGGUGUGUGACUGAAAUGCAGCUGCUGACGGGGAAGAUUUUACCCACCCGCAGCCGCAGCUGCCCAGAGAGUGGGCAGCUGCCAGCCCUGAGCCCCGUCCUCUGCAUCCUCCUCUUCAUCCCCACCUGGGCAGCAGGUCUCACAGUCCUUCAGAGCCCCGCUGUCCUCCGAGCGUCCCCUGGCGAGACCGCGACACUCAGCUGCUCCUUCGAGAACAGACAGGGCAGCAUGGCCAGAGCGACCUGGACCAGAGGGCCUGGAGACGGAGUCGAACUGGAUUCUGCCCAUCCCUUCUACAGUGGGCGGCUCAAUGUGUCCCACCUGGAUCUGCUCCGGAAAGGGGAGGCCACGCUGACCCUGUCGGAGCUGGAGCAGCGGGACUCUGGUCUCUACCAGUGUCAGAUCAGCAUCCACCGGGGAGAGAGCGGGACGGGAGCAGGCACCGAGCUGCAGGUGACGGGGAGAAACCAGAGUGACACAGGUGAAGAACCUGCUCCCGCAGGGAGCUGCUCCCGGGAGCUCCUGUACCAGGUCGCCAUCGCCCUGGGGCUCCUUCUCAUCCUUGGUCUGGGGGCCACCCUCCUCCUGAAGAGACGCCAAGCGCCGCCCAACUCGCAGCCUCGCCGGCGGCAGCUGAAGGGCCAGGGCAGCCGGGAGGCCGUGGAGAGCGAGAGCCUGCACUACGCAGAGAUUACAGUCCAGAUCCCAGGACGCAGGGAACACACCUCCAACCACGCCCAGCGGCGCUGA